AUGGAUAUUAAAUUAGAACAAGCUAAAUCACCACCUCCAACUAAUCCAGAAUUAAUGGUAAAGAGUCCAACUUAUAGUAGAACUAAAGAAAGAAGAAGAGAAGAAACAAGUGAAUUAAAUCAUGAAUUACAUAUGAGAAAUGUAUCUGAAAAAGCAAAAUUAGAAAUUGAAAGAGGUCAAGAAAACGUAGAACGUGAAAGAAAAAGAAUGGAUGAUGAAUUAAAGGAAAAAGGUGUAGAAUUAAACUAUGAACUUGAAAAAGGUCAAGAAAUUCAUGGCAAAUAUAUCGCUGGAAUAAUGAAUAAAGGAAAAGAAGAUGUUGACCAUUCUUUCAAAGUACAUGAUGAAGUAAAGAAACAACGUCAAGAACAAAAAUAA
This is a messenger RNA of Dictyostelium discoideum AX4, 378 nucleotides long. RefSeq lists its product as hypothetical. NCBI's taxonomy places the organism in Eukaryota, Evosea, Eumycetozoa, Dictyosteliales, Dictyosteliaceae. Bases 1 to 378 code for a protein of 125 amino acids. The record is from RefSeq and is a predicted model, not a curated record. The transcript has a single exon.